This is a messenger RNA of Neocloeon triangulifer, 3504 nucleotides long. It is a transcript of the gene Plekhm1, whose product is annotated as pleckstrin homology domain-containing family M member 1. The transcript is spliced from 10 exons. Lineage: Eukaryota; Metazoa; Arthropoda; Insecta; Ephemeroptera; Baetidae. The record is from RefSeq and is a predicted model, not a curated record. The coding region runs from base 268 to 1941 and encodes 557 amino acids.
UCGCUGAAAGGUUGGGCGGACCUUUGGCCCUGACCUCUGCCAACCUGAGCGGAGCGCCCAGUGCGUUGGCUGUCAACGAAUUCCAGCAGCUUUGGUCUCAGCUGAGUGCUGUUUUCGACGGAGGAGUAAUUGGCAAGGGAGAAUUUGCGAGGAGAGGUUCUACGGUUGUGGAUCUGAGUGAGAAGGGAACCUAUCAAGUAGUGAGACCAGGAGUUGCUGAGACCGAAACAUUGGAGCUUUUGCACAAAUUCGGAACUUCCAGAAGAGAUGAAUAAUUCAAAAGAAAAUAUUUUGCUGCAGCUGUCCGAGUCGGUGAAGGAGGUGCAGCUGGAGGCGUCCCAAAAGGGGCCAGUCAUUUCCCACUGCGAAUCCUCUCAGUCCCUCUGCACCGCCCUGGAGGCAGUUUUCCUGCACGGACUGAGAGAAACCUUCUCCUCACGCUUCUUGUCAGCACCGAGUUCCUUCUGGCCAGCCGUCCUGUUUGUGUCCCACAAAAACUCGAUCACGGCUGUUGAAAAACUGAACCAAAUCCGGACGGACGUCGGAAGAUGCAGGGCCUGGCUGCGGCUUAGUCUCUCGGACGGCUCCCUCUCGGGCUACGUGGGAGUGAUGGACGCUGCCAGACCUUUAUACCAAAGAAACGCCCUCCUCAGAGACCCUGACGCCAGGGAUGUGGCCCACAGGUUGCUCCUGGGGCUCCAGCAUGUAAACUUUGAACUUCCUGCCAACUCCAGUUUGCUCAACACCUGGACCACAACAUCGUCGGACGUGGUUGCUCCUGCCCAGGACGUGGCUCAGGGUAUUGAGCACGAGGAGGACGUUGUGGAAGUCAGGGUCGAGCCCGAGAUGUCCAUUGGCAGAACUGCUCCCAUCGACGAGGACCGGGCUUUGAAAAUUCUGCUCAGUCAGCACCACCAGGAUGAUGAGGUAUUCCAUCAGGUGGCGUCUGAAGAGGAGUUGGAGGAGGAGCCUGAAAUGGCGAGGCCCAUCACCAUCUCGGGUCACUCGGGGUGGUCUUCGUCCGACUCUCCAGAACUGCCACGUCGAAGAGACACAAUCCAAAGUUACGACGCCAUGCUCGAAAGUCUGAACAUGCUGUCAGGGUCCUGCAUCAGGACGCCUGACGUUGAUGACUUUUUAAGGAGAUUUCCCAAAGAAGACAUGGAGCCCAAGGAGAAGGACGACUACGAAGCCAUACCCUCUGCUCCAGAAUUCAAGCAAAUGCUCAAGUGUCUUCCAAAGUUGGCCAGAGAGGCUGGCCUAGACGAGCAGGAUUUCAAAUGUUUAGGCUGCUGCGCCUCCAUCGGUCUUUCCUUUUUGAAAUACAGAGUGUGCUCGCUGACCGGUGGACUCUUUUGUGAGCAAUGCUUCAGUUCCGAUGACUGGCUCAUUCCUGCCAGGGUCCUCUACUGCUGGGACUUCAAAAAGCGGCCUGUCAGUUUGGAGGCUGCUGCUUUUUUGGCGGAAAUUUCCGACCACCCUUUGAUAGACGUAGCUGCCACAAAUUCGACCAUUUACGAAUGUUGUCCUGACAUGGCAUUGCUUCAGCAACUGAGAAUCCAACUUAUGUUUUUGAGAGGUUAUUUGUUCACCUGCCGAGAACCGAUCACUGCCGAGCUCAGGCGUCGAGCUCCGGAAUAUCUUCUAGAGCAUGUCCAUGUCUAUUCAAUAUCUGAUUUGCAACAAAUUCCUGGGGGAGUGCUGGCCGCUCGUCUCGAGGCAGUUGUGGAUUAUGCCAAAAAGCACGUCAUGUCCUGUUGGCUGUGCAACCAGAAGGGCUUCAUCUGCGAAGUGUGUUCCAAUCCGAAGCCCAUUUUCCCUUUUGACAACACAUACAAGUGCCCCGAAUGCAGCGCUGUUUUCCACGUUGGUUGUCUUGAUGCGAAGAGACCGUGUCCUAAGUGCGAGAGGAGGAGGCAAAGAGAUACGGACAGGGUGUGAGUGUGUCAAGCUACUUAAUUGUCCAAACUAAUGUGCUGAGGUGCAAAGAUUACGGGUGAGCCAGUACCAGUUGUGAAAGGGAAUUUUUUUAUAAACUUUCCUUCGGUCUGCAAUAUAUAUCACAAAGUUAUUUCACUGUUGUUAAAUAAGCUCUCGUUUUUUUGUAUCGAUAACCAUGCGUUUUAAUUAAUUCUGCUCAAUACACUCGUCUAUCAAUUUAUCUAUUGCAAAGGAAACGAAAAAGCAGCGCAAAAGGGUCUCAGACCUAUUGCUUAUAUUUAUAUAUAAUAAUAUUAUUGUACAGAAAGCAAAAAACAAACCACAUGCGCCGUUUUGAGCGUGAUUAAAUGUUAGUUUAUUGAGUUUGUUAAUUGUUGUGUGUAUUGCUGUUAUUUAUACCGAAAGUAAUUAGCGAGAUAAUUUAUAUUGUAUAUUAUCAUAAAUAUAGAAUAGAGUAGUUAAGAGGCUGAGUAGCUGGACGUUUGGUGUGCUAGACGCUGUACGGUUUGUUCGAGAACUGCAGGUAGCCCUUUGCGGGGGCGUCGGCCGCAGUCACUUGGCGCACUGAGCCGUGGAGUGUCUCCUGCAGACACAGCUGCUUGUAGAAGCUGACCACAGCAGUCCAAAGGUUUCGAUGGACUUACUCAGGUAGAUUGUGCCGAUUGCGAAGACCACUGUGAUGUGGUGGCCGCCGCCAACGGCCAGGCAAGUGACCAGGCCAGAGAAGACGAGGACCAUCUCGGCCAGGACCACGCAAGCCCACGGCAGCAGACAUUGUCUGUGCCUCUGAAAUAACUUUUUGUUCAAAAUCGUGGAUUUUAAUUUUGGAAAUUUUUACCAUUAGAGUGCCGUAGAGGAGGAGGAUGCAGGCGACCAGUUUUACGGCCGCCAGGGCCAUUGACGUGUACAUGCACGAAAUGAUCACUGUAAAUUAUUUUAAUUAUUUCUUAGAAAUAACACAAAUCAUGGCAACGCAGGUGCAAAUAUUAUAUUAUUUUCUUUUUUUUCAAUUGAAAAAAAUUUAUUAAAUUAUUGACCUGUGGCCAAGUUUUCGGCCUUGAGGAGUUGCUCCUCAUUGUGCGAGCGCGCGGGCCCAGCGAGUCCAUCGUUGGCCGGGGAGUAGAGGAGGGAGGUGGGGUCUUCGUGCAUGGCCGUCUCCUCCAUGUCGGCGGCCAGAAUGGCGGCCAUGUCCUGGGCGUGAGCCAUGCCCAGGGUCAGCAGGAACAGCACCACUGCCGACAGGAACUGCGCACAAAUACACGAAAUUCAUUAAGACAAUUUUGUAAUUUCGAAGGGUCUCGUUCAAAAACCGAAUCGAUUUUUGGAACGAGUUGAAUUUGUAAAGUUACCAGUUGGACGACGGCGAUGAUGAUGCAUCCUUGCCUGAGGCUGAAGACGAAGCAAAACCUGGCCACCCCGACCACGGCCAUGGCGUCCUGUGGUGAUGCAGAGCGAUCGAUCGGCGCCGGUGGCGCCUGUUGUGGCCGCUCUGGCGCCUCUGCACCACUCGCCCCUCUGGCGCAUGCCGCCCGCCCCCGUGUACAAAAAAAAAAAAAACACCCC